Molecule: messenger RNA, 1074 nt
Organism: Panicum hallii
Lineage: Eukaryota; Viridiplantae; Streptophyta; Magnoliopsida; Poales; Poaceae
Exons: 4
Coding region: 273-761 (162 amino acids)
Source: RefSeq, a predicted model, not a curated record
UUAUUACUUCUAAAACUUGUGCGUGUGUAUGUGCUCAUACCUGAAAAAUAUGUUAUGUGUGUAGCUGGUUAUUACUUCUAACUAUUGUGCGUGUGUAUGUGCUGAAACCUGAACAUUAUGUGAUCCAAAGUGGGCAAAGUGAUCUGCCCAGAAUUAUUGUGCGUGUGUAUGUGAUGUAUGAGAUUUGGAGAGUUAGGGAGAAUAUAGUAUUGUUGAUAGGGGCCUACAUAACCUGUAUUAGGACUUAAUUUGAUUUAAGCUUAUAUAUUCAAAUGGAUUCCUCACUAUUUCAGAAACAAGAAAGAUUUAAAGAUUCAACGCCCACUGCAAUUGACCUCUUUAAGGAAAUGCAUUGCAGCAGGAAAAGAGAUUUCAGUGAGCAAGUAAAGCAAGCUAUUGUUGAUAUGGAAUCAAUUAUUGAUGAAUCUAUAGAAAAUGGAGAGCAGCAGAAGACUUGUAUUGAAGCUGUCUCUCAAGUUCUAUCCAAGAAUAGCACCUUUCUUGAAAAUUUGGGUCUUAAGAAAGUAUCUCGGAAAAAAUCCAGAAUUGAUGUUUCUUGUCACGUUGAACGUCUUCAGUUUGAACUAGAUGCUAAGACACAAGAAUCAGCAGGACUCCGUCAAGUAGUUGACGCUUUGACAUCAAAAACAGAUGAACAGUCGCAAGAAAUUGACGACUUCAAGAAGUCAUCAGCUGAGACAAAUGCUUUGCUUCGUCAACUAAUUUCCUUUAGUGCUGGUGGGUUCAAUGGAACAAACUAAAGCUAUGAUGCAUAGAGCAAAGGCAAAUUGUUGCAUAGAAGCAAUCAUUUUGCAGCACCAUGGGGCUUCUUUUGGACACGAUUCAAGUAGUUUGCGUGGCAACAUGAAGUCGUCGUUGUGACAUGGAAUUGAGUCAGUUUUUGAGAUAUAUUUGGCUGUUGGCAAUGAAUUUGUAAUCCUUAAGUCAACUUUUGAAUGAAUACUUGUAAUGCUUAGCUGUUGAGCACCAUGGAUGUUUAUUGCUGUAAAAGUUUGAAUUGCAUAAUAUUUGAACCAGUUUGCUAAUGUAUUACAAUGGAUUGAUUAUUACAAA